Messenger RNA from Pelobates cultripes (western spadefoot toad), 6926 nucleotides. Lineage: Eukaryota; Metazoa; Chordata; Amphibia; Anura; Pelobatidae. The record is from the annotation of a GenBank genome assembly.
CUGGAGACCUUUCCUGAUCUACAGAAACAUUUCUGCUGGGAGUGUGGAGAUUUGGGGGCUUGUUUUCUGAUCUCUCUGUGAUAAUGGAUACGCCAGGUAAGUGAUCCCUGUAUAUAGGAAGCCACCCUGCAGGGCUGUAUAUUUAGGGUUACCAGAUCCACCAUGUUUACAGGGAUUCAUAUCACAUUAACAUAUUGGUGGGCAGCACAUGAAAAGUAUGUAGAAUUCAGAAAGUGUGUAAGACGAAGUAACAGGACAAUGAAGAAUCUUGUAGAAUAUAAUGCAGGGCAACCCUAUUCAUGCAUUUUCACUUGUGUAAAAACAUGGUGGAUCUGGUAACCCUAUCUCUAUAUUGAGGAUUAUUAUUUCAUCCAAUAUAUAACUGAUGUCUAGAGAUCACUGUAUCUCAAACACUCCUUUGCUGCCACAAAAUAAAUCACAAAUUAGUAGAUAUAUCCAAUUAAUACCUGCUUGCUUCUUAUACUGGGGUAUAUCUAAGUAGUCUGUAAAAGCUACAGAUUACUAGUCUUCAGCCUUUGCAAUCCCUCCCUUUCUUGCCCCGCCCAGGCUUUCUGUGACUGUCCAAUCAGAUUAUCCAAUGCAGCUCAAUGAGAAGUCUUCAUAUGGCCGGUGCUCUGGGUAAAUGCUGCCUCUUGAGCUUAGCUCCUGUGUUCCUAACCAAACCAGGAAGUAACCAGUCUGAUUGCCAGGGUGUGUAACAAGGUUAAUUUAUGAAACCUGCACUUCUUGUAAAAUGAACAAGCACCCUCCUCACACAUGGUGCUUUGGGUUCUGGAGAGUCAUACUAAUUACUCCUAUAUUAAGGUAUAGCACUCCUAGUUCAGCAUCUGAUAUAAUAUUGUUUACAUAUAUAAUAUGUAUUGCACACUCCACCUGGCAGACCAACUGUAGAGAAUACUGAUACUUCAUGCUAUGGAAUACUGGGGAAUCAAGUGAACUUAAAUGUUGGUGUUCCAUUAUGCUGUACCUUGUGCUGUCUCUAUGUGACAGGUUUAAAGGCACACUCCAGAAUGACUAAGUGAACUGUGUAACUCUACUGGAGACCCACCAUAAUCUUAUCUGGAGCUGGAAAGCAUUACGCAAAGCCUGGUGGCACAGGGAGGCACUUAUUGGCUCAGUUGAUGCGCUCAUGCCUCUGCUUAGUGGAGCUAAUGAAAGAUACAUGGAGGAUGCCAGGGCACUCUUGGCACCAUAACUACUACAGCAGACUAUAGUGUUUGGAGUGUUCAUUUUAACUUUUUAUAUAAAAAAAAAAAUACUGCCAGAGUAUAUUCAAGCUAUAUUCGCAAUAACAGACUUCCAUUUUAUAUCUUUAGUGAGGUGUGUGUAGAUGUAUGAUGUGGCAAGACUUUCAAUAUCAACCUAACUGGACUUGCUGUGCUGCCUGUCCUUUAAGACAAACUGCUACAACCAAAUCCACCAUGAUAUCUAUAGUAGUUGGUGUCUCUACCAGAUGAAACCAACUUGUUGCCAUUUUAAACUUCUCUUAAUGUCCCAGUGACCAAAUCUGACCCAGCUUUCUAUAAACAUAUGAAAUGUAGGGGUUUGUAGCGUAUGUCUAUUGACCUCUGGUUUGAAGAUAUAAUCUAUAAAAAAAAAAAGCCACUGCUGGCACUCACCACAACAAUUAAACUCUAAAACAAAACCCUAGCUUCUUGCGAAAUUGGAAGUGCUUAAACUUUUUUUUUAUUUUUUAUUUAUUUUUUUUGGAUCAGCAGCAAAAACCAAAUGUGAGUAAGGCUGAGCUUGAUGGACACAAGUCUCUUUUCAGCUAUGUAACCAUUCUCUAGAUAGACCUAACCUACAUUAAUGAAAGGCACAAUAUAGUUAUGGCCCUACAUUAAGCAUAGACCAUCUCUCAGCUACCACCUUAUAACAUAAUGAUGGCAAAUGAAUUGUUUUACCUAUGCAAUGAUUAGUAAUAUAUUGUUAGUCAUGUCCUGCUUUAUACUUCUGUGUUAUUACUAGCUAGAAGUGUAUACUAUAUAUAGGGCUUGGAAGAAUGACUGGUCAGUAAACCUGAUUAUAGUAAGAUACUCAUGCUUUGAAAGGGUUAAACGUGCAUUCUUUAAACAUACUAUAUAUUUUUCUGUUGAGAGCCUGACACUAGGUUCCACUAUCUUGUAUAAACAUCCUGCCAUUGGAAAACAUUCUUUCUAACCACCUGCAAAUUAACUGAGUUACUAAAUUACUGUCAUCUACAUCAGUUAGAAAAGAUGCUCUAGACAUGUGCCGUAGGUCAACUGUAAUACAUAAUGUUAUGAGAAAAUUGAACAGCUUACUCUAAAAAUGCUAUGAUUGAUUUGUCUUUUUGCACACACCCCUAUGAAAACUGUUCAUAUAUACCAGGGGUUCUCAACCUGGUCCUCAAUGACCACUGAACUGUCCAGGAUUUAGGGAUUACCCUGCUGUGUCGUGUGUUUUUUUUUUUUUUUUAAGGGUGGGGGAACAAACACUUUAGACACAACAGGGUAAUCCCUAAAUGCUGGACUGGUAGGGGGUCCUUGAGGACUGGGUUGAGAACCCCUGAUAUAAAGGCUGUACCCACACUAAAGCCACUAAUAUUCUGGAACUUCAUAAUGACUGUUGUACUUUAAUUGUUCUCUGCCGUGAAUAUACAUAAAAGGAUUAAGGAAAGCAGGGUGUUAACAGCAUAAGUCCAUGGCAGCAUAAUGGUUACAGAUCCUGUAAAUGUUGCAGCCCAACACAUAAUUAGCCUUAAAUAGAAAGGGAGAUGUCUAGGUAACCUAAAAUAUAGAUGACUUGACUAUAGUAACAAUCUUGCAUUCAAACGUCAAUGACUUGACCAUUCAUCUACUCUAUAAAUACUUGGCGCACAGGUCUCCACAAUUGCCCUCCUAGUUGCACUUUAUGUAGAUUUGUCAGUCUAGUAGUUUAUCAAAGCUAAUCUGACUAUAGACAUUAGUUCAGGUGUGGUACCUCCCAAACCUGCACCACUAACCCAGUAUCUGUACAGAGGGGAUAUGUUGAGCUUGUAACUUUAUUUACAAUAUCUGUACAGAGAUGUGUGAAUUGUGCCCUUUGCUACUUGCACGAUUAUCUGGGCCCCUUACCACUGAUUUCUGACUCCAACUCUGGUUGUAGCAUGAGCAUCAAUGCUAAUUAUAAUUGUUAAUCUGCCUGAGACAUGUUCUGGAUGUAACCUAUUGACCUUCAUUAACUUGUUGGUUCGUAUGGAGGUAAUUCUAAGAAAUGGCUCAGACUGUAAAAUAUCUAUUUCUCUUUGAAUUCCAGAUACCAUCCUGUUUGCUGUGACCCAUAAACCCAAAAUUGCUCGCGUUGGAUUACCCCCCCAUCAUGUCGACGAUAACUUUAAUGCCAGAUCUCUUGUUAUAGGGAAAAUGUAUGAUGCCACUAAAAUUACAUUUAGCCCUGAGGGGGAUUUGUUUGCGGUCCGUGGUCCUAACCUGUUCAGAGGACCCAUGCCUUCAGAUCCAAAAAAGGACUGGUUCCCCACUGCUAAAAUGGUUGGUACAGUCGACUGGAACAAAUUUAAAUUCCUCUUCUUCUUUGAUCCCAAUGGACUCCUGUAUGCUGUGACAAAGAAUGGGGAGUUCUACAAGGGUCCGGCCCCUGACAAUGAAAACAUGUCCUGGCUCUAUCGCCAAGCCACCAAAAUCGGACAAGGUACAUGGGAUACAUUUCAUGCACUCUUCUUUGACAACAAAGGGAUUUUGUAUGCUGUAACCAAUAAUGGUACUCUUGUAAUGAGAAGCCCUCCGACCAGAGUGGGUGAUGACUGGCUUGGAACAAGCACAACCAUUGGAAUUGGAGACUGGCGCCCUCUAUGCCAUUUCAUAGAUUUCAGUCCUGAUGACUACCUGUGGUGUGUGAAUAAAAACAAUGGUAAGAUUUACAAAGGUCUCCCUCCAACUGCUGCAGAUCCUGGCUCCUACCUGAAAAAUGCAGAGUAUCUUGGCUAUAACUACAACACGUACCGCUUCCUUGCCUUUUCCAUUGAUAAAACAAUUCAGAGCAUUGGGAGUUUUGAAUUCCUGCCAGAUUCAGGUGAAAUCCUAUCCCAAGGCAUAGAGGUCUUGCAGAGCCAAAUAUACACCAACACAAGCAGCUCUACAUUAAAGCACAGCUUCUCGUAAGUAUAACUGAAAGCCAAAUUAACUUCGGCUCAAAUCUUUCAACUAUUAAUUCAAUACCCUCCCCUUCCCAACUUUUGCUGUGUACAUAUGAUCACACAACACUGACCUAACCAUUAUUUACUAGCCCUAAAAUUUCAACUUUGAGUCACUCGUGGCUGUGUUGGUCAUACUUUAUCAGGCUAACUAUAAGCCAUGUCUUAAUGAAUAACCUUGCUAUUCUCCAAGUUUCUAACUCGUUACUGCCUGAACAAGUCUUAUGAAAUCCUAACUUUUUUUUUUCUAUUAGGUUUUCCAAAACUCUUACAGAGACCAGUACCUUCACCCAGGAACAUGGUUUCACAGUGUCUUAUGGGUCUGAGACCACCUUUUCAGCUGGAAUCCCCUUUAUCUCCAAAACAGAAACAAAGAUUUCAGUCAACACAAGCACAACUCACACCUGGAGCUUGACCAAGACAAAUACAACUGAGGUAAAUAAAACUGUUAGUGUUAAAAUGAAUGGUAAUGCAAUGUAUUGCAUGAAUCCAAUUUACCCUUCUAAGGCGUAAUGUCAUUGUUUUGUUCAUUAUGGCUUUAAUGGAUUGUUUCAGUAGUAUGUAUCAAAUUAUAUUUGGUUAUUUAAUUAAAAGUGAACUUGAAUUGUAUGCUGAGUUAUAAAUCCCUUAGUAAGCUAGUAUGAGUUCCAACACUUCAGCCAACGUCACACUCAAUUUGAAUUGAACAUGCAAGAUUGACUCACUCCCAGAAUGGAGCAUGGUGUUGGUUUUUACAUGAAAAUCUCACUAGGGUUCAAGGUAGAGGAAAGACAAUAGAAUAGAAUGAGUCACUUUAAAAUGCAUAACCUUUAUCUAUAGAUAUACUACAUGCACUCUAGUCACUUAUCUGUAGAGAAACAAAGAUCAAGGAUAGGGCCCUAUCCCAAAUUACAGGGUAAGAAACAGAUUCUCAGAAAAUGCUGAGGAGAUAUGUAGGUUUUUUUUUUUUUUUUUUAAAUGCUCACCCUAAAAUGGAGGGGAGACAUAUCCAGGCAGCUUAUUUUAAACCAGGAAGUGGAGACAAUGUUUCGGCUUCCUGGCUUCAAAUAAAGACAGCCAUUUUAGUAACUAAUUCUGAAGAGGAUUCGUUUGGCUGUUAAGGUGGGUCUGCCUUGACAGGACAGGUUUUGGUCAGGCACAAUUCUCUAUGAACUAGUUUAUGAACCACAUGGGAAAGAUGCUAACUGCAGGUCCAGUGGAAAGGUCCUAUUUAGGCAGGGGGUGUAGUCUAGCAAAAUGUAUUUAGCAUGGGGCAGAAUCACCAGUCAUGCAGUUGCAUACCAAGAGCUCCAAAGACACAUUAAGGAUCUACUCAGAUCACCUAUUUCAGAGGCAUUUUAUAAUUGCCAAACAGAGGCCCUGACCAGCUAGUAUUCAGCAGUAAGGACUUAAAAAAUUUAAAAUGGAUAAAAACCUAAUAAACUGACACUCCCAUAUAAGUAACAAUAUAUACAAUUGACAAUAUAGUGGGUGUAUAAAAAAGUAGAUACAAUAAUUUGAAUACCUAAUAUAGACAAUUUUCUAAAUGUUCCUGACUGCUGCCUCAGAGCCAAACUUUUGGUAGUUCAUGUAAAUUAGGUUUACGGGGAGGGUUAGCAUUAACUCUUUUAACCCGAACUCUGCUGUCCCGACAUGUGCAGUAUUCACCAGCUCAUACGCUGGUGACCUGGCAUUCCAGCAUGUGAGCCAUCUUCUGAUGAUCAUAGUUAUCGUGCUCAGCAGCUGGCCAAGCCCAGCAAUGAUCCAUGUUGGCAGGGAGACACUGUCCAUCUGUUAAGGGACAAUCUGAGACUCUGUAGCAGAGCAUGAUUGCUCUUCUGCAGUGACUUGACUAGCUACAUGCAUAUCUCAGUUUGUUUGCUGCACACAGCCUGUUAGUUAGGGGCCACUAAAUGUCAACUGAUACCAGUCUAGAUUUAACCCUGCUCACUCCAGAACUGCAGGACAUUCCAUACAUUCUAAUGGUGCUAUAGUCUACUAUUCUGCAGGACAGCAUGAAAUGUCCUAACAUAGUGAAGGGGUUAACCUUAAUCUGUGGAAUUUUUUUUUUAUUUCCAACUGCAAGCUAACUGUAUAAUCUCUCCAGGUGCAAAACUUCUCACAUGAAAAUGUAGCAAGGUGCCUAGUAAUGGCUUUCACGACCCAUGAUAAACCUCCAAACCAAAAUACACAUGUAUACACUUGGACCCUGAUCUUUAGAUACUGAAUAAUCUCUUCAGUAACUGGCAACACAUUUAACAAUCCAGGUCAGAGUUUCCCUUUCUUAAAUCUGGUAUGACAUGAUGCAGAUCAAUCAACAUAUUGUUCCACAUUAAUUUGAGGAUUAUGCAAGAGGCAUAACUCCAUGUUAAUGCCAGACAAGUAAUGAUUACAUCUGUAUUUUCUUAUUUCUUGACAGACCACUUUCUCCUCCAGCACGGAUGUGGAGGUUCCAGCUGGCCGCAAUAUACGCAUGGUAGCCACUGUUCUAAAGGGAGAAAUGAAUGUUCCAUACCGAGCCAAAAUCCAAACCUUGUUUGGCUAUGAAACCAUCAUUCAGGGAAUGUGGAAAGGAGUCACUCACUACAACCUGACUGUUUCACAAGAGGACUAUAAACCAUGAUAUGGGCAGAUGUUCUGCCACUAAUGUAACCCUCUCUGUAUAAUGGGUAGAUUCAGUCCUCACAUGGACGAAGCUGUGAUGUCCACUACAUUGUGGGUCAAGUCAAAUGUCUCAAUGACCUGUCUUCUGUAAAUGUUAUCCAAUUAAAAAUCU